This is a messenger RNA of Miniopterus natalensis, 5647 nucleotides long. NCBI's taxonomy places the organism in Eukaryota, Metazoa, Chordata, Mammalia, Chiroptera, Miniopteridae. The record is from RefSeq and is a predicted model, not a curated record.
GCAGGUGAGCCAACCGGCCGCAAGUCGCGGACAUGGCUGAGGCCAGGAAGCGGCGUGAGCUGCUUCCCCUGAUCUACCAGCAUCUGUUACAGGCAGGCUUUGUGCGCGCCGCGCGGGAAGUGAAGGAGCAGAGCUGCCAGAAAAGUUUCCCGGCUCAGCCUGUAACCCUUCUGGACAUCUAUACGCACUGGCAACAAACCUCAGAGGUUGGCCGGAAGCGGAAGGCAGAGGAAGAUGCCGCACUGCAGGCCAAGGCGGCCCGGGUAUCAGACCCCAUUAGCACCUCGGAGAGCUCCGAAGAGGAGGAGGAAGCAGCGGUAGCUCAAACCGCCAAAGCCUUCCCAAGACCAGCAUCCACUAACUCCUCAGCCGUGGGGACGGUUUUGCCAUCAAGCGUGAAAGAAAAAGCUACGGCAAAGACCAAGAAAGUCGACAAGACCGUGAACUCCACACCACACCCUGCCUCCGGGAAGGCAGCGGCCCACCUCCUGUCCGGCAAGUCACCCAGAAAGUCAGCAGGGCCCUCAGCAAACACCAUCCUGGUAUCAGAAACUAAGUCGUCGGGCAGUGCCCCAACACACAGAACCACUACCAGACCUGGAAUAGCAUCAGUGAACCAGGUCAACAGCUCCAGCGAGGAUACCUCCAGCUUAAGCAAUGAGUCGGACGUGGAGGUGAAACCACCACAGGUCAAAGCUUCACCAGCCCCUGCCAAGGAGUCUCCAGGGAAAAGGGCAGCCCCAGCCCCGGGGAAAGCAGGGAAUGUGGCACCCCAAGUCAGAGGAGGUGCCCCCACCCUAGCCGGCAGGGCCAAGAAGCCCGAAGAAGACAUGGAGAGCAGCGAGGAGGACACCAAGAGUGAAAAGAAGGCCCCUGUGGGGAAACUCAACCAGGGGAAGGCCUCGGGGAAAACCCCCCAGGUUAAAGCUGCCUCAGCCUGCAUCAAGGAGUCUCCUAGGAAAGCGGCUGUCCCAGCAUCCCCUGUGAAGGCAGGAUCUGCAGCUGCCCAGGCCAAGGCAGGAAGACCAGAGGACGACUCUGAGAGCAGCAGCGAGGACUCAGACAGUGAGGAGGAGGCGCCAGCUGCCAACACCUCCCUUCAGGCAAAGCCCUCAGGGAAAGCCACCCAGGUCAAAGCUGCGUCAGCUCCCACCAAGGAGUCCCCUAGGAAAGCAGCUGUCCCAGCAUCCCCUGGGAAGGCAGGAUCUGCAGCUGCCCAGGCCAAGGCAGGGAGACCAGAGGACGACUCUGAGAGCAGCAGCGAGGACUCAGACAGUGAGGAGGAGGCGCCAGCUGCCAACACCUCCCUUCAGGCAAAGCCCUCAGGGAAAGCCACCCAGGUCAAAGCUGCGUCAGCCCCCACCAAGGAGUCCCCUAGGAAAGCGGCUGUCCCAGCAUCCCCUGGGAAGGCAGGAUCUGCAGCUGCCCAGGCCAAGGCAGGGAGGCCAGAGGAUGACACGGAGAGCAGCAGCGAGGACUCAGACAGUGAGGAGGAGGCGCCAGCUGCCAACACCUCCCUUCAGGCAAAGCCCUCAGGGAAAGCCACCCAGGUCAAAGCUGCGUCAGCUCCCACCAAGGAGUCCCCUAGGAAAGCAGCUGUCCCAGCAUCCCCUGGGAAGGCAGGAUCUGCAGCUGCCCAGGCCAAGGCAGGGAGACCAGAAGACGACUCUGAGAGCAGCAGCGAGGACUCAGACAGUGAGGAGGAGGCGCCAGCUGCCAACACCUCCCUUCAGGCAAAGCCCUCAGGGAAAGCCACCCAGGUCAAAGCUGCGUCAGCCCCCACCAAGGAGUCCCCUAGGAAAGCGGCUGUCCCAGCAUCCCCUGGGAAGGCAGGAUCUGCAGCUGCCCAGGCCAAGGCAGGGAGGCCAGAGGACGAUUCGGAGAGCAGCAGCGAGGACUCAGACAGUGAAGAGGAGGCACCAGCUGCCAAUACCUCCCUUCAGGCAAAGCCCUUGAGGAAAACCACACAGGUUAAAGCUGCCUCAGCUCCCGCCAAGGAGUCCUCUAGGAAAGGGGCUGUCCCAGCACCCCCUGGGAAGGCAGCGCCUGCAGCUGCCCAGGCCAAGGCAGGGAGGCCAGAGGAGGACUCUGAGAGCAGCAGCGAGGACUCGGACAGUGAGGAGGAGGCUCCAGCUGCGUUGCCUGUAACUUCAAACCUGGCUCAGGCAAAGCUCUUGGGGAAGAACUCCCAGGGCAGAGCCGCCUCAGCCACAGGACCAUCUGGGAAAGGCACUGUCCCAGCACCUGCUGGGAAGGCAGGGUCUGCAGCCACCUUGGCUCAGGCCCGGAAGCAGGAGGAGGACUCUGAGAGCAGCAGCGAGGAGUCGGACAGUGAGGACAGUGAGGAGGCGCCAGCAGCUCUGGCCUCCACCCAGGAUAAGUCCUCUGGGCUAGUUCUCAGGGUUGGAUCUGCCUCAGGUCCCAUCAAGGGAGCCCCUCAGAAGUCAGGGCCUGAAGCCACUCAGGUCAAGGUCAAAAGGUCCAAGGAGGGCUUGGAGAACAUCAAGGAGGAGUCAGACAGUGAGGAGGAGGCAUCCUCAGCCAUGACUCCAGCCCAGGCAAAACUGGUUGUGAAAACUCAGAUCAAGGCCUCCCCAAGGAAGGGCACUCCCAUUACCCCUGCAUCUGCCAAGGUCCCUGCAGUGCAAGUGGGUACACCAGCCCCCUGGAAAGCAGGAACAGUGACUUUGCCAGCCUGCAUGUCAUCCCCAGCUGUGGCCAGGGGCACCCAGAGGUCAGGGGAGGGCUCUUUAAGCAGCAAGGAAUCAGAGAGUGAGGAGGAGACAGCUCCUGCCAUAGCAGGGGGACAGGCUAAGUCUGUAGGGAAAAGCCUCCCAAUGAAAGCUACCUCAGCAUCCAGCAAAGGGCCCUCAGGGCAAGGCACCACCCUGGUACCCCCUGGAAAGGCAGGGCCUGCUGUGGCCCAGGUCAAAGCUGAGACACACAAAGACUCAGAGAGCAGUGAGGAAGAAUCAGACAGUGAGGAGGCUGCCUCGGCUCCAACACAGGUGAAGGCCUCAGUGAAAACCGCUCAGACCAAAACCAACCCCGCUUCCACCAGAGUGGCUUCAGCCAAAGGGGCAGCAUCAGCUCCUGGGAAAGUGGUCACUGCAGCUGCUCAAGCCAAACAGAGGUCCCCGGCCAAGGUAAAGCCACCCUCGAGAGCACCCCAGAGCAGUGCCGUCCCGGUGAGGGGCCAGGUGUCCAUGCCUGCUGUGGGGAAGGCAGCAGCAGCCCAGGCCCCAGGGCCCGUCAAGGACGACUCGGAGAGCAGUGAGGAAGAGACGGACAUCGAACGGGAGGCACCCACUCCGGCAAAACCCUCAGGGAAGAUCACCCAGGUCAGAACUGCCUUGGCCCCCACCAAGGGGUCCCCCAGGAAAGGGGCUGCCCCGCUACCCCCUGGGAAGACAGGACCCACAGCCGCCCAGGCUAGGAAGAGGGAGGAAGACUCAGAGAGCAGCAGCGAGGAGUCGGACAGCGAUGGGGAGGCUCCGGGAGCUGUGACCCCAGCUCAGAAGGAGAGUAACUCCAAAACUGCCAAAAGCAAGAUGCUGGCUCCAGCAACCCCAGAGAAGAAUGCUGAAGAUUCCUCAGAGAGCAGUGACGAGGAGCUGCCAGUGAGCCAGGUGAUUAAAACCCCUCUGAUUUUUGUCGACCCUAAUCGUAGUCCAGCUGGUAAGGCUGCUACCCCAGUGCCAGCCCAGGCCGCAAGCGCCCCGAGGAAGGCCCAGGCCUCGGAGAGCACAGCCAGGAGCUCCUCCUCCGGGAGCGAGGAUGAGGAUGUGAUCCCUGCCACGCAGCGCCCCACUCCAGCUGUUAGAACCAAUGCAGUGACCGUGCCCACAGCCCACUCAAGAAUAGCCCUCGGAGCUGGCGUUGGGGCCAGCAACAAUGAAGUGUCCAGUCGGGUGACAAAAGGCAAAAAACAGGAGGCACCCACCACUCAGGUCACAAAGAAGAACCUAGCUAACCUCCCACUGACCCAGGCCGCCCUGAAGGUCCUUGCCCAGAAAGCAAGUGAGGCCCAGCCUCCUGCUGCCAGAACCCUGUCUUCAAGUGGGAAUGAUGGUGCCCUGGGCACACUCCCUGUGGCAAGUCCCCGGAGCACCCCUGUGAAAGCCAGAGUGACCAACAAGCUCAGAAAGCCCAAGGUUUCUACAGUCCAGCAGGCCACAGCCCCUCACUUGGGACACCCCAAAGCCUCUGCAACCUCAGAUGACAGCAACAGCAGCAGCAGCUCUUCAGGGAGCGAGGAGGAUGCUGAUAGGCCCCAGAUGGCCCCGUUGGCCCACAGGCUGGGUCCAGCACCCUCCAGGAAUGAGACCUUGGUGGAGGAGACCACAGCAGAGUCCAGUGAGGAUGAAGUGGUAGCGCCUUCCCAGUCUCUUCUCUCAGGUCAUGUGCCUCCUGUGCUGACUCCAGCCAAUUCCCAGGCUGCAAAGGCCACUCCCAAGCCAGAUCCCAGACCCUCGGCUUCCUCUGCUCUGGCCACCAAAGAUGUCUUGGAUGGCAAGCGGGAAGUAGAGCCCCAAGCAGCAGCAGAUACUGUGUCCCCUAAAACAGGCAGAAGAGAGGCCAGCACCAUACCUCAGAAGCCCGGGAAGGAGGCCGGGAGCCCCCAAGCCUUGACACUGUCACUGCAGAGCGACAUUACCCAGCGCAUCCUGAGUGAGCCCUGGCCCCUGAGCGAGGCCCAGGUUCAGGCCUCGGUGGUAAAGGUCCUGACGGAGCUGCUGGAGCAGGAGAGGAAGAAGGCCGUGGACGCCACUAAGGAGAGCAGCAAGAAGAGCCACAAGCGGAAGCUGUCAGGAGACCAGGCGGCUGCCAGGGCCCCUAGGAGCAAGAAGAAGAAGCAGCUGGCAGAGAAGCAGCUGGCAGACGGGGAGGGUGCUGUUUCCUCAGAAAGGGCCCCCAGGACUGCCAAGGGGAAAUCUAAGAGAGACCCAGCCAGUGGCGACAGCAAGGAGAAGGAGGCUCCUGGGGCCCGAGGGGCUAAGGACAAGCCAGAAGGGGAGCUGGAGACGGUGAAGGUGGAGGGUGGAGGCCAAGCCAACCCAAAGAACAAGAAGGAGAAAAAAAAAUCUGACAAGAAAAAAAAAGACAAGGAGAAGAAGGAAAAGAAGAAGAAAGCCAGAAAGGCCUCAGCCAAAGACCCCGACUCCCAACUCCAGAAGAAAAAGAAGAAAAAGAAGAAGACAGAACAGCAGACUGUCUGAGGGGCACAAGGCGGCAGAAGAAGACGGCCAGCCGCAGUGUCCAUGCUGGCCCAGCCCAUGAGCCCUGCAUAGGUUGGUCCGAGGAAGAAGUAGUGCUCCCAGUUCUGAGAUCUCCACUCACUAACGCCACGCCUGACUUCUAUCUGGACCAGGACACUGCGUAUAGAUGUGUACAGUAUAUAUAUUUUUUUAAGUGCCCUGCCCCCCCUUCUCAGACCCAACGUGCCCAGAGGCCUCGGGACCUUCCACCUCUUUCCCCUGCAGACCCACUGAGGCCCAGCCUUCCGCUCCUUUCAUGUCCCUGGUCCCUGGCUAAUGCUGAGGGUUUGUCCUCAUUUAGUCGGUUUUUCCCCAUUUCGUGUUUUUGUAAGAACUCAGAAAAUAAAAGACUUGAGGGAAAGGUGCAGGUUCCAGUGCACCAGGGCAAA